Molecule: messenger RNA, 882 nt
Organism: Calliphora vicina (urban bluebottle blowfly)
Lineage: Eukaryota; Metazoa; Arthropoda; Insecta; Diptera; Calliphoridae
Gene: Prosbeta3
Product: proteasome subunit beta type-3
Exons: 1
Coding region: 141-758 (205 amino acids)
Biological process (GO): proteasome-mediated ubiquitin-dependent protein catabolic process
Cellular component (GO): proteasome core complex; proteasome core complex, beta-subunit complex
Source: RefSeq, a predicted model, not a curated record
UUGAAAUAAAAAGUCAUCGUCUUUGCUAGUUCACACACACAAGCGGCAUUUGUUUUGCAAAAUUUUUCGAGAUUUUUUGCAAAAUCAUUAGAGUUUUAUAGUUAAACUUAAAAGAACAAUUACUAAUAAAAUAAAUAAAUAUGUCAAUUUUGGCUUAUAACGGUGGUUGCGUUGUAGCAAUGCGUGGCAAGGAUUGUGUGGCAAUAGCCACCGAUAGACGUUUUGGUGUACAGGCCCAAACCAUUGAAACUGAUUUUGAAAAGGUGUUCCAAAUAAAUCCACGCAUGUUCUUGGGUCUGGUUGGCUUACAGACCGAUAUUUUAACCGUUAAGGAUCGUCUGACAUUCCGUAAGAAUUUGUACGAGACUAGAGAAAAUCGUGAAAUGCAGCCAGCCAGAUUUUCGGCAAUGCUUUCCAGUUUCUUGUAUGAACACCGUUUUGGACCUUACUUUAUAGAACCAGUAAUUGCUGGCUUAGAUCCCAAAACAAUGGAGCCUUUUAUAUGUAACAUGGAUUUAAUUGGUUGUCCAAAUGUUCCUGAUGAUUUUGUGGUAGCUGGCACAUGUGGCGAACAACUGUAUGGCAUGUGUGAAACCUUGUGGAAACCCGAUUUGGAGCCCAACCAGCUAUUCGAAGUUAUAUCUCAAGCCAUGAUUAAUGCCUUUGAUCGUGAUGCUAUAAGUGGUUGGGGUGCUACCGUGUACAUUAUCGAAAAGGAUAAAAUUACAACAAAAACAUUGAAAACCCGUAUGGACUAGAGCGGAAAAGACGAAACUGGUUUUUAUAUACUUUUCAUAUUGUAAUUAAUUCUCUCAAAAAAAUGUGUCAGCAGAAGGAUUUUUCAUUUAAAAAAUAAAAUUUGUUCUAAACAAAUGUAAUAAA